UUUCACUGUCCCAACUUCUACUAUUUUAUACUACUGCACAAUGUUAAAUACUUUUAACUACAUUAACACUCUCAACUUCUGACCUUGAAAUCCUCAGUUUUGCAACUGAUUAGUAGAUUUCUUCAUCCGGGGAUUCGAAAUGUCGAGUCUUGAGAUGAUACAUUUGGACUUAGAAUGUGGUGGUCACCGCGGCUCUGCGGGUUUUUCUCAGGUUGAGGGGAGUACUUAUCCUCAGUUUUAUCCCAAUGCUGAUGGACCAAAUGAUGGUGGUUUUGAUUUUGAUCAUAAAAUUGAGCAGGUUUUGAAUUCGGUGAGGGUUUCGUCGAUGGUUGGAUCACAGAGUUGGGUGGAGAGCAAGAAUGAGGCUCAGGAGCUGAAGGUGCAUUCGGAGAAAGUGGAGAGGGAUUGCAGAAUCUGUCAAAUGAGCCUUGAUUUUGAUGAUGGUGAUCAAGAUUCUGGAGUUCCUAUCGAAUUGGGGUGUUCGUGUAAGGAUGAUCUGGCUGCUGCUCAUAAGCAUUGUGCCGAGGCUUGGUUCAAGAUCAAGGGAAACAAGACAUGCGAAAUUUGCAAUUCAGUUGCACACAAUGUUGUUGGUCCGAACGAUGUGGAAUCAUCAGAGCACGCGAAUGAGACGACUGCUGCAGCCUCAGCUCCGUCUUCAUCAACCAGGGAGACGCGGACCUGCUUGAAUGGCCACCGCUUCCUGAAUUUCCUUCUUGCUUGUAUGGUUUUCGCCUUUGUAAUCUCGUGGCUAUUCCACUUCAACAUACCAUCAUAAAUUUCCUCUAAAUGUAUGUUCAGAUUCAGAGAGUUUAUUUGCUAGAUAUCGUCUUAUUAGCAUUUCGAGGCAUUCUCACA
Daucus carota subsp. sativus is the source of this 858-nucleotide messenger RNA. RefSeq lists its product as uncharacterized. The coding region runs from base 140 to 778 and encodes 212 amino acids. NCBI's taxonomy places the organism in Eukaryota, Viridiplantae, Streptophyta, Magnoliopsida, Apiales, Apiaceae. Gene Ontology annotation, molecular function: zinc ion binding. The record is from RefSeq and is a predicted model, not a curated record. The transcript is spliced from 2 exons.